AUGGCGGACGACGCGAAGAGCGGAGGGUGCAAGGGUGGACGGCGCCAGGAGCGCGAGGUGGACGAGGAAAGGGCGACGCGGGGCGACGAGGGGGCGAGACGGGCCGGGGCGAGGUGGCGAGGGGGAGGCAAUGCGCAGAGCAGUGGGGGCGGGGGGAACUCACCAGAGGAGAUCGGGGCCGCGGGAGCCCACCGCGACCCCACAGAACGGCCGCGCGCGCGAGAUGACGCGAGGGGGGCGACGGUGAGACGGUCAAGGGCGCAGCGGGAGACGCGGGGGCGACCGAAGGCGGCGCAGACGAGGGCGGCGCGGAGGCGAGGCGCCGUGGGCGACGCGGGGCUUAUGGGCUUGUGGGCUUGUGGGGCGAGGGCGAUGGUGACGCGGGCGAGGGAUGAGGCGGCGAGGGCGUGGUGGAGAGGAGGGCGCGGGCGCGAGGUCGGAGGGCGCGGGCGCGAGGUCGGGGGAGCGCGGAGGACGUGGAGGCCUCGCGCGCGCGCGCGCGAUGUCGCUGCGUGGACGGAGGGAGUGCGUGAGGGGCUGGAGGGAGAGGAGGACGGGCGAGAACGCGCGCGAGACGCCACGUUCGAAUCCGAACAUAGCCCGAUCGGGACGGAUUCCCGCAUCCAGACGCCAGACGCGGGCGCCAAACGCUCUCGAAGUGAACAUAGGCCAUGUUUUGUCUAUUACUCGGUCAAUUCUUGGCCAAAUCACACAAGAAUAAUAUCGUUAGAAAGAUGCUUCAAAUGGCUAUCGAACAGCAUAGGGUUUGUAAUCCGCCAAAUUUCAGCACCCUCGAUCCGGAGCCGCCCGGCUCAUGAUCCCCGGCUCACGGCUCCGGAUAAUCGGCUCAUGAUCCGCCAACCUUACCGCAGAGCUAUGGCGCAGAGGGACAUCGAGCACGACGAUCGGGCCCCCCGAAGCCAGCCACGCCGUAAGAAAGGCACGGGUGAACCAGCACUUGACUCCUGUCUUACGGUUUAUAAGCGUCCGGCUGGCAGGGGGGGGCCGAGCGAGAUCGAUCGCUAUCUUGCGGCGUCUACCAGAGUACACGCUGACGAUCCCCUCCAGUUGGUGGUGGGAAUCGCCGCCGUGAAGGUGUAUCCCCAUCUCUCACGCACGGCGCUCUCUUACCUUACGAUCCCUGCAAAGGGGGCGGACACGUCCGCGACGGUUUGUCUGCCACCCGUCUAUCCGGGCGCUUCGAGCUCGGACUCGUUCGAGACACCGACCUCUCGGGUCGCCCUUCGAGAUGACGCGUCGGACGAUCUGGAGGGUGGUUGGGAGCUCGUCGUCGUUGCGGCCACGUUCAGGGAGGCGCCCCCAAAAGUUGGCCCCUCUCUACCGGCGACUCCCCGGUUUCUCGACUCGAACCCCCCCGACUCUGGGCGCUCGGUCGGUCGUACGCCGCCCACGCGGGCUUCUGCCUCCGCGAAGCCGGCGGGAGCCCGGAACCCCUCUGAGCAGGCACGAGGGGAAAGAGCGAAGACCGUGAGACGGGAUCCCACGAGUCCCCCCCCCCUCCCCCCCCCGGGCGCUUAUUUGAGCGCCCGCGUCGGCGUCUCUCGCCACGGAAGAAGAAGGGCGGGGGGGACGCGUGAAUCGCGGCAGCCGACGGAGAGAGAGAGACGCGGUGGGCUCGCGCGCGCGAGGGGGGGGGAACCCCUCGUGGUCGUGGACGCCGCCGCUCCUGAACCGUCGAGGGCCGUCGCGCGCGGCGACCUGCGGGACGCGCGUGGGAAGCGCGCGCGCGCGCCGAGGGCGGCGGCGAGCGACGGCACGCGCGCUUUUCCCACGGGGCGGCUAAGGCUCCCAAAGAGAGAGAGACGCAGAGAGCGCCGCGCCUCUAAAGGACGCGCGCGCGCGGGGGGGACCGCGGUCCACGAAGGCCCGGACCACGUUCGGAGGAGGGUCACGGAGGGUCACGCCGGGACGGCGGGGGACGGGACGUGCGCGCGCGCGCGCGACCCCCCGCGGAGCGCUGCGCGCGCCGGUCCCUAG
Epithele typhae is the source of this 1998-nucleotide messenger RNA. RefSeq lists its product as uncharacterized. NCBI's taxonomy places the organism in Eukaryota, Fungi, Basidiomycota, Agaricomycetes, Polyporales, Epitheliaceae. The record is from RefSeq and is a predicted model, not a curated record. The transcript is spliced from 9 exons. The coding region runs from base 1 to 1998 and encodes 665 amino acids.